AUGGCUGCCAAUUGCAAAAUCACAUCGGCUAAUCAGAAUCUGUGGUUUCUCGACCCUGUCGUUAUCGAACUCCAGUCAUGUCCAGUUAUAAGUGUGGAGGAGAUUGCCGAGCUCAUGGUUCCGACUCGUAUGAGGUUUCUCGAUUCCAGCAGUGGGACUGUGGUCCACGAGUUCAAAAAGGGCUAUGGACCUUCUGAAUGGGAUUGCUCCACAAUAUCAGCUCUGCACGAUACGGGUGCUCGACGAUUGCACCCGCGUUCACUGUCAAAGAUCCUCAAGAUGGAUCAAUCGUGGAUUGGUGGCAACGAGGCUUCGAACACUCUCCCACAGCUGUCGGCGAACAUUACUUCGAUCAUGCAUUGCGGUGCUCUUCUUCCUCUAGAAGCGUCAGCUAUGACAAGCAGCAGUACGAUACACCUCAUUACCGGUGUGCGCAUCUACAUCGUGUAUCCUCCGACGCCACAUAACAUGACGACUAUGCACAAGUAUUUGCUAGACCUCACCAAAUUUCCUGCGCCAAAGCAUGCAAACGUAUGCAAUGACUUACAAGAAGGCAUCACCUUCGUUCAGCGCGCUGGUCAGACUGCAACCAUACCACCGUUCUGUCCAACAAUGAUUUUCUCUACAACAACCAGUGCAAGGGUCAUCGUCCGCUCGCGUUGCCACAACGAUGUGUCAAUGCGACUAACACAAGUGGAGCUUAUAGUAGAUCAGAUCAGGGCUGUACAGCACGUGUGUCAAGAGACAGCGGACACAUCGUUGGAAUACCACACUGUACAGCUGUACAAAGACGUAUCUACAGUUUUUAGAGCAUCGGAGCCGAGCACUCCUGCCCGGAGACGGUCAUUGGCCUUGGGAGCUGCUUGGAAAGACAACCAUACUCGUUUCCGGGCUCUGAUAGAGGGGUAUGUCUCCCAGCCGUUGAAAGAUAAAAUCCUGAAGAAUGUCCCACGACUUUGGAACUUCGCUGUGCAGAACCAAGACUUUGAAGAAUGUCCAGUCUGCAACGUGGACCUCAAGGACCUCGGCAUGGCGUUCAUCGCGCACUUCCGGAAAGAGCACUGGAAUGAGGCCGAAGACAACACUCAGUGA
This is a messenger RNA of Alternaria postmessia, 1092 nucleotides long. RefSeq lists its product as uncharacterized. Bases 1 to 1092 code for a protein of 363 amino acids. NCBI's taxonomy places the organism in Eukaryota, Fungi, Ascomycota, Dothideomycetes, Pleosporales, Pleosporaceae. The record is from RefSeq and is a predicted model, not a curated record. The transcript is spliced from 2 exons.